Messenger RNA from Knipowitschia caucasica, 1851 nucleotides. Lineage: Eukaryota; Metazoa; Chordata; Actinopteri; Gobiiformes; Gobiidae. The record is from the annotation of a GenBank genome assembly.
AUGGACAAAACUACAAAAUCUGCAGAUGAAGACAGACCAAAAUGGGAUAACAAGAUCCAGUACCUGCUGACCUGCAUUGGAUUUGCUGUAGGACUGGGGAAUGUUUGGAGAUUUCCAUAUCUUUGUCAAAUAUAUGGAGGGGGUGCCUUCCUUAUUCCAUACCUUAUAGCACUGGUGUUUGAAGGGCUGCCGCUGCUCUACCUGGAGUUGGCCAUAGGACAGAGACUUCGUCUGGGCAGCACUGGAGUCUGGAACUCCAUCUCACCACUUCUUGGGGGGGUCGGUAUAGCAUCAAUGAUUGUUUCAUUCCUCGUGGGCUUAUUCUACAAUACUAUUUUGGCCUGGGUUCUUUGGUACUUCUUUCACUCUUUUCAAAAUCCCUUGCCAUGGAGCACAUGCCCACUUAAUGUAAACCGCACAGGUUUCAGUGAGGAGUGUGAGAAAAGCACUUCUGUGAAUUACUUCUGGUACCGUGAGACGCUGGGUAUUACUAGUAACAUUGAGGAGAGUGGCUCGAUACAGUGGACGAUGGUUGUAUGUUUGGCAAGUGCUUGGUGCAUUGUGUACAUCUGUUUCAUCAAGGGAAUCCAGUCAAUGGGAAAGGCUGUUUAUGUCACAGCAACAUUCCCAUACCUGGUCCUGACAAUAUUCCUCAUCAGAGCCAUGAUGUUACCAGGGGCAGUGGAUGGAAUAAAGUAUCUCUUCACUCCAGAUUGGGAGAUUCUGAAGAACCCUCAGGUGUGGCUUGAUGCUGCCACACAGAUCUUUUUUUCUCUUUCAGUGGCCUUCGGUGGACUUAUAGCUUUUUCUAGCUAUAAUGAUGAAAAAAACAAUUGUGAGAGGGAUGCUGUUUUGGUUGGCGUUAUCAACAGUGCCACAUCGCUGUAUGCCUCUAUACCCAUCUUCUCAAUUCUGGGAUUCAAAGCUACAAGUGCUUUCAACGCUUGUCAGGAUGACAACAUACUGGCUUUAACAAACCAGUUUGAUUUUUCGGAUCAAAACAUCACAAGAGAAAACUACAACCAUUGGUUUAACUAUUUAAACAACACAUUUCCAAGUACAAUUUCUAGUUUAAAUCUUCGAACCUGUGACCUACAAACAUUCCUUGACCAGAGUGCUUCUGGGACUGGACUGGCAUUCAUUGUGUUUACUGAAGCAGUGAUUGAAAUGCCAGGUUCACAGAUAUGGGCAGUCCUGUUUUUCAUCAUGCUCUUUAGCUUGGGUAUCUCCUCAAUGUUUGGCAACAUACAGGGUGUUCUUACACCUAUCAGUGACCUCAAAAUACUUCCAAAGUGGCUCCCAGAGCCACUUGUAACAGCCAUUGUAUGCAUCAUCUGCUUUUUGGUAGCACUUAUAUUUACCCUAGGUUCUGGAAAUUACUGGUUAGAGGUGUUUAAUGCCUAUGUUGGCUCAGUACCUCUGCUUAUAAUUGCAUUCUUUGAAAUUAUCGGAGUCAUCUAUGUACAUGGAAUGAAAAGGUUUAGUGAUGACAUCUUGUUCAUGACUGGGAAAAGACCCAACAUUUUUUGGAAAGCGUGUUGGAUGGUGAUCAGUCCAGUAAUGCUUUUGGGUGUAUUAAUUGCCUAUGUAGCCUUACAAGCACAGACACGCCCCACCUAUCCCACCUGGAACCCAUCAUAUGAGUUUUUUCCUCAAAACCAAAUUCUGGAGUAUCCUGACUGGGUCUUUGCCAUAAUCAUCCUUCUGAGUGUGUUACCUAUCAUCUCCAUCCCCAUAGUGGCUUUAUAUGGACUAAUCCGCAGGGGGAAAAGGAGGUCCUCCACUAGGGUUGAAUUCAGCGCCUACAGCAACGGUGGUUUUGAAUCAGAGUAUAGACAAAACAGGACAUAA